Messenger RNA from Jaculus jaculus (lesser Egyptian jerboa), 2735 nucleotides. It is a transcript of the gene Dact2, whose product is annotated as dishevelled binding antagonist of beta catenin 2. The record is from RefSeq and is a predicted model, not a curated record. Gene Ontology annotation, cellular component: cytoplasm. Bases 1 to 2307 code for a protein of 768 amino acids. Gene Ontology annotation, biological process: negative regulation of nodal signaling pathway. Lineage: Eukaryota; Metazoa; Chordata; Mammalia; Rodentia; Dipodidae. The transcript has 4 exons.
AUGUGGUCGCAGGGCAGCCCCCCGGGACCCGCGGUCCGGGACCGCCGGAGGGUGGGCGCACGACUGCGCGCUGCGCUGGCCGGCCUGCACGAGCUGCAGGGGCUGCGGGCCGCGCAGCAGGCGCGCGUGCGGGGCGCCCUGGGCCUGCAGCCCGAGCCCGGACCCCGCGGCCACGAACUGCGGCUGGAGGCGGCGCUGGCCGCGCUGCGGGAGCAGCUGUCACGGUUACGACGACAGGAUGCUGGCCUGAAGACCCACUUGGACCAGCUGGACCAGCAGAUAAGCGAGCUGCAACUGGACAUGAGCCGGUCGUCUUGUGAAGCCCCUGACAGUGAUAGCAGGCCCAGUUCAGGCUUCUACGAGUUGAGCGACGCUGGCUCCUGUUCCCUGUCCACCUCCUGUGCCUCUGUUUGCAGUGACCGUCUCUCCCCUUCGCUGGGCAGCUGGCUGCCUGUGUUCCAGCCUCCUAAGAGCAGGCCUGGCAUGGGGGACUGGCGGCCCCACUCUGCUGAUGAGACCACCGUGCCUGCGUGGAGUCCCCAGCCCCGUGAGGAGGGCAGCAAGCCCUUGCCCAGUGCAGAUGACGUGGGUCAGCUUCGCAGCAUGUUCCGGCCCAGGCCAGUGUCUACAGGUGACCUCGAGAGAGUCCUUCCUGCUGAACUGGGGCUCCAGGGAGCUGGUGCUGGUUCAAUAUUCACCUCCUUCCUCUGCCAGGGCACAGAGGGUCCAGCCCACAUGGUGGACCCCAAAUACCAACGUGACCUGGUGGCCAGGGGUGGCCAGGAGGUGUACCCAUACCCCAGCCCCCUGCAUGCAGUGGCUCUGCAGAGCCCCCUAUUUGCUCUGACUAAGGACACCUCACAGUUUGAUAGCUACUCACCCUCUAGAGAGCCCCCUUUGAGCCCAGGGGGUCUGAGUGGGACUCGAUCUCGGCCUAUCCCUGAGCUGGGCCCGGCUGAAGCCUACAUCGACAGGCUUUUGCGUCUACGGAGACGAGGGGACCCCUCGAGGGGCAUUGUGGGGGAACAGGGAACCCUAGGACAUGAUACAUCCUCUUUCCCACAGAAGCCCUGUAGCCAGAGGUCAGAUAGUGGAAUUUUACUCAAGAAGCUGAUUCCUAGGAGGGGUGGGGGAGGGAUGGUGCAGAGCAGUGAUGUCAGUGAGAACACCCUCAAGCAGCAAGGACCCGCAUCCCCCGUGGACCCCCAGCCUCCCAGCAGUUCUUCAAACGAGGGAGCCACACUCAGAAAGCCUGCUGUCCGUGGCGAUACCGCCAUGGGCCCCUCCUCUUGUCUCCAGACCCACAGUGACUAUGGCCAAGGACAAGCCCUGUCCCCCUCUAGGCUCCUGGGCCCCGAGAGUCCCCCUCUGGCCCCAGGACCCUUUGUCCACCCACUCGGCAACACUGGGGAAGCCCCUUCCUCCACAAGCCCGAAGACCGGUCCCCCCCAGAGCAAAGCCACAAAGAUCAGGAGAAGGGCCAGUGACAAGGUGCCACGUUUAGGGAAGCAGCUGCCUCCGCGACCAGAGAGACAAGGGGGCACCCAGGUUGCUUCCCAGCUGCCCCGGGAGUGGGACCCCUCACCCAGGCCCCUGGGGGGAGGGCUCAGCAGGAGGCCUCCAUUGGCCAGGGAGGCUCCUGGACGCUCUUGCUCUGAGUCCACCCUCUAUCCUGUUCCCUUUUUUGUCCCCUUAAUGGUGGCCCGACAGGAGGGUUACCGUGCAUCAUCCCAAGCCCUGUUCCCAGUGGAGGCAGCCCCCCUCAGCUCAGUGGCCAGGAGGAAACAGCGCAAGUGGCAGUCUACUGUGGAGAUCUCAGCCAAGCCCCGCCUGACCAGCGGUCCGGGGCCCAGCCUGGGGCCUCCCCGGCCUCCAGCUAGAAAAGCAAGUGGUCCGUGGGCUCGGGGCAGGCCCACUCUAGCCCGUCAGGAUGCCUAUGCCAAGAGUGAGUCAGAGCCCUCGGACCACUCGGCCGAGUGCAGUUCCCUGUUCCAUUCCACCAUCGCUGAGACGAGCGAGGGGGAGGCUAGCGACCACACUGCCAAUCGCUUUGGGGACCAGGAGUCCAGUGACAGCGACUCAGAGGACAGUGUCCAGACUGGCGGCGGUAGGGACGGUGCAGAGGCUGGGCAGAGAGAGCAGGCCUGGCCUCAGGUGGCCCCCCGGCAUCCCCUGAGGACCCCAGGAAGCACCAGGCCAACCCUGCCACCCGUUCCCAAGCUGUGCCGCAUCAAGGCCUCCAAAGCCCUGAAGAAGAAGAUCCGCAGGUUCCAGCCGGCAGCACUGAAGGUCAUGACCAUGGUGUGAGGUGGGCACAGGUGUUCCAUGACAACCCCAGGCCCCUUACACGCUGGGUGAUGAGCAGGUUGGCCUUGAUGCCACCCUGCCAGUUUGCUCAGAUUUUGAGUCACCCAUGGCUAUGGUCGUGAGUUCCAUGGAAUAAUUUCCCUCCCAGCAGCAAUUCAUACAUUUCCGUCAUGUAACCCUAGCCAGAGUUAUUCCUGCAUCACACCUCUGGCUGGAGUGUGGACAAGUGCCGGAAUGUUAGGCUACCCCUCCCCCAGCAUCUUAGAGACAUUGCAGCCUGUGUGCUAAGAACGAUCUGAAUUUGAACUCCGUGUUGAGCUUGAACAUGAGUGAACACACUGUGCCAUUGUUUUUGCAAAUAAAAGCACCAGGUUUCCUUUCCUUCCCCCCUCACUGAGAGCGCUGAGGGGAGGCAAGGCAUUUUAUGA